GAGACAGCUCAUCCACGCGGGCCUGGCGCGCACGAAGUUACAUUCGGACUGCUUACCUCUGCAUCGCAACCUGCCGCAGCAGAUCUGCGGCUGUCUGAGAGCUGGCGCCACCGGUCGAGUUCGUCAUGGUCGGCAGCCAGUAGGUGGGGAGAGCGCGGGGGAUGGCGAAGCUGGAUAAACGCUUCAGCACAUGGCUCAGGACUUCCUAAUCAGGAGCAACACAACGUACCUGGAGAGUGUCGGGACGGCCGAAGUCGACUUGGAUGACUUGUGUACCGAGCGACGUGGUCGAGGCCGGGUAGGUGAAGGCGGGACGGGUAUGCCAGUUGCACGUGAGACUAGAGCUGGACGAGUAGGUGCAUUCCCAUCGGCUCCUCUGGACGAUGGCGGACGGGUGUCUGCGCGUGUUGCUGAGGCGAUUGCUGAAAAGGACGAGCGGGAGACGGGCGGCGACGUGGAGAGCGGCGAGCUGCGCUGGCUGUGCUGGAUUACGGCGGGCUCACGGCGUUCACGCGUCAUAAUAAUCAACCCGACCUGUCUGGCUGUCUGGGCGGCUUUUAACCAAAAACAGGCCGGUGCACAGAAUCGAAAAACUCUGCUGCGCUUCUAUCGGGCCUGCUAGGGGCGCCGCGUGGGCAGCAGGCAAUCCGAGGCCCAGUCGAUCAAUCAAGGACGAAAGGGUCCACGGCGGUGAGGGCCGGUACCUGGGGCAAGUGUGUACUGGUACUUGGAGCGUGCACUCGUCGUUGAUGAAGGGCAGGGACAGUUGCGGGCCACAGUCGGGAAAGUGUAGGGGUUGUAGCGGCUGUCGUCGUUUGGUGCGGCGGGACUGGGAAGGG
Messenger RNA from Paraphaeosphaeria sporulosa, 839 nucleotides. RefSeq lists its product as uncharacterized. The transcript has a single exon. The record is from RefSeq and is a predicted model, not a curated record. Bases 191 to 622 code for a protein of 143 amino acids. NCBI's taxonomy places the organism in Eukaryota, Fungi, Ascomycota, Dothideomycetes, Pleosporales, Didymosphaeriaceae.